This is a messenger RNA of Helobdella robusta, 3881 nucleotides long. RefSeq lists its product as hypothetical. Gene Ontology annotation, molecular function: ATP binding; 3'-5' DNA helicase activity; single-stranded DNA helicase activity. The coding region runs from base 39 to 2729 and encodes 896 amino acids. NCBI's taxonomy places the organism in Eukaryota, Metazoa, Annelida, Clitellata, Rhynchobdellida, Glossiphoniidae. Gene Ontology annotation, cellular component: nucleus; MCM complex. Gene Ontology annotation, biological process: mitotic DNA replication initiation; DNA replication; double-strand break repair via break-induced replication. The record is from RefSeq and is a predicted model, not a curated record. The transcript is spliced from 22 exons.
AAAAGGAAGCUUUCCAUCCGCAAUCAACCCCCCACAAAAUGACGGAUGAGCCAUCUUCUGAAGCCACCAGCCCGGGAACCAGCGAGCCAGGCGAGAGGCGUGCACGUGGCAGAGCAGCAGCUGAUGCUUCCAGUCCUGGCCGAGAUCUGCCGCCAUUCGAAGACGAAAGUGAUGUACUAGGAGAUGGAGGAGGUGAUGACGAGGAAGAAGACGGCGAGGAAUUGUUUGGGGACAAUAUGGAAAGAGAUUACCGAGCCAUUCCAGAGUUAGACAGGUACGAAGCAGACGGUCUAGACGAGAAUGAUGACCUGUCUGACCUGAGCAUGAAUGAUCGUCUGGCUGCUGAAAGAGAGAUGAGACAGAGAGAUCGAGAUGAGCUGGCCGCCACUGGAAGAAUGAGGCCUGGAUUAUUGUAUGAUGAAUCGGAUGAUGAAGAUGAUGAACAGCAAACCUCUGGGAGAAGAAGAUUAGGAGAACGAGCUGCUGAUGGAGCUGCUAUGGAUGAUGAAGAGAUGAUAGAAAGUAUUGAAAAUUUGGAAGAUACUAAAGGCCAUUCUGUAUCUGAGUGGGUAUCCAUGUUGGCCCCAAGAACUGAGAUUUAUAACAGGUUCAAGAAUUUUCUGAGAACAUUUGUUGAUUCAAAGGGGCAUAACCUAUAUAAAGAGAGGAUUAGACAAAUGGUGGAAAUGAACAAAGGCAGUUUAGUAGUUGACUACAACAUACUAGCAUCAGCCGAACACGUGCUCGCCUACUUCCUACCCGAAGCACCUACUGAGAUGCUGAAAAUCUUUGAUGAGGCAGCUAGAGAUGUGGUGAUGUCGAUGUAUCCCAGAUACGAGCAGAUAGUAAAAGUCAUCAGAGUGAGGAUCUCGAAUCUGCCUCUCAUUGAAGAAAUUAGAUCUCUUAGACAGCUGCAUUUGAACCAGCUGCUGAGAACAGCUGGCGUCGUCACUAGCUGCACCGGUGUACUCCCUCAGCUGAGCAUGGUCAAGUAUGACUGCACUAAAUGUUCUUUCAUCCUCGGCCCGUUCUUUCAAUCGCAAAAUAACGAGGUCAAACCGGGGUCAUGCCCUGAGUGCCAGUCAACUGGACCCUUCGAAAUUAACAUGGAGGAGACUGUUUACAAGAAUUACCAGCGAAUCACAAUUCAGGAAAGCCCAGGUAAGGUCCCUGCUGGCAGGCUUCCUAGGUCGAAAGAUGCGAUCUUAUUGGACGAUUUGGUUGACAUUUGCAAGCCUGGGGAUGAAAUUGAGUUGACGGGCAUUUACAACAACAACUACGACGGAUCACUAAACACUGCCAAUGGCUUUCCUGUUUUUGCCACAGUUAUCCUAGCCAAUCAUAUUGCAAAGAAUGACGACAAGAUGGCUGCCUCGAACCUGACUGACGAUGACGUCAGAGUGAUUAUGCAACUCUCUAAAGAUGAAAAGAUUGGGGAUAGAAUAUUCGCAAGCAUAGCCCCUUCUAUAUACGGUCAUGACAACAUCAAAAAAGCACUUGCCCUCUCUAUGUUUGGCGGGGAACCUAAGAACCCUGGUGGAAAGCACAAAGUUCGUGGCGACAUCAACGUCCUAAUUUGUGGAGAUCCUGGAACUGCGAAAUCCCAAUUCCUAAAAUACAUCGAAAAAACGGCCUCACGUGUCGUUUUUACGACCGGACAGGGUGCGUCUGCCGUCGGUUUGACCGCCUACGUCCAGAGGAACCCAGUUUCUAGGGAGUGGACGCUCGAGGCUGGCGCCCUCGUGCUUGCUGACCGGGGCAUCUGCCUCAUUGAUGAGUUCGAUAAGAUGAAUGAUCAAGAUAGAACAAGCAUUCACGAAGCUAUGGAACAGCAAAGUAUUUCUGUAUCAAAAGCUGGUAUAGUGACGUCAUUGCAAGCAAGGUGUGCAGUGAUAGCAGCCUCAAAUCCUAUUGGCGGAAGAUAUGAUCCGUCCUUGACAUUCUCAGAAAACGUGGACCUCACAGAGCCAAUCCUAUCACGUUUCGACAUCUUGUGUGUCGUAAGGGACCAAGCAGAACCCCUUGAAGACGAACGUACGGCCAGAUUCGUCGUCGAAAGUCACAUGAAACAUCAUCCCAACUUCACUGAGGACGACGAAAGAAACGUGUCCAUGACACCCAUGCAGCAGCUAAACAGCUCAGGAGUAGAACCCAUACCCCAAGAACUUUUGAAAAAGUAUAUCAUUUAUGCCAAAGAAAAAUCACAUCCCAGACUCAACCAGAUGGACCAGGAUAAAAUCGCUAAGAUGUAUUCGGAUCUCAGAAGAGAAUCUAUGGCUACAGGCAGUAUCCCAAUAACAGUCCGCCAUAUUGAAUCGACGAUUAGGAUGUCAGAGGCCCACGCUCGGCUUCACUUACGCGAUUACGUCAAUGAUGAUGACGUCAACAUGGCCGUCAGAAUUAUGCUCGAAAGUUUCAUCUCCACUCAAAAGUAUGGCGUCAUGAAGGGCAUGAGAAAGACGUUUUCAAGGUUCCUGACCUACAAACGGGACAAUAACGACCUUCUCCUUUUCAUUCUCAAGCAGCUGGUGGCCGAUCAAAUGACCUUCCAGAAGAAUCGAUAUGGCAAUGACCUUGACACUGUGGAAGUCUCCGAGAAAGAUCUUGCUGAUAAGGCCCGACAAAUUAACAUAACUAGCCUGACGGAGUUCUACAGUAGCCCGAUCUUCACUGGGAACAGAUUCUCGUACGAUUCGAAACGAAAAAUCAUCAUUGAAAAAGUUAGAUAGAUGGGUAUAGAUAGAUACUAGACAGAUGGAUGGAUAGAUAGAUAGAUACUAGAUAGAUGGGUGGAUAGAUAGAUGGAUAGAUAUAGAUAAUUAGAUGGAUAAAAGACCGGUAGAUACGCGUUCGCAUCAGAAUAAUUCACCUCAGUAAACUACUUCAAUGAUAUACGUACGAAUUCCUGGCCAAGCUUUAUUAAGUAAUAAUAACCUUCUGACCGUUCAAAAUCUUACCUAUUAUUAUUGUUUGUUCUUAGUAGUUUAUUGUUGGUUGCUAAUCUUAAUUUAGCUACACACAAAUAGAAUAUAAAGCCUCAUAUUCGUCACUAAGAAAUGGCCUAAUCGAUCAGAUGUAGGCCCAGCAUACAAACGUACGAAAUUUCAUACAUGCAUAAGUACAUAUAUACACAUAAGCAUGGAUACAUACACUAUAUAUAUAGAUAUAUAUAUAUAUAUCAUUGUGUAUAUAUAUAUAUAUACGUAUAGUUUCAUUUCAUAAUAAUUUCAUAUUUUGCAAUCUACAUUCAAGUAAAUAUAUAUAUUAAUUAUAAUAUAUAUAUAUACACUAUUUAUAUAUAUAUGGCGUAAUGUACUUCAGCAUAAUUUAAUAUAAUAAAUGAAUAGCACAAUUUGUUAUAUAUAUAUGUAUGUAUAUAUAUUUAUAUAUAUAUGUGUGUGUGUGUGUGUGUGCUUACGCAUGAAGUGAUUAAGCAAGUGAUGCAGCGUGAGAAAAUGAAUGAGAAGAUAAAUUAAUAAUGAUUAAAUGAUAUAAAAAUUGAUAAUAUCCUCUGAAUGGACUUUACUAGAAAUCACAUCACCAUCAUCUUCAUGGAUUACCAUUAAAUCAUCCUAAUCAUUUUUUCACCUACCUCACCAGUUUUACCGCUACAUUAUUCUAUCUCCAAUCAUUUCAUCACUCCACCAUUUCACCAUCUUUCUCCGUCGCGAUCUAUCACGAUCCCACCACAACAAUCCCAUGGGUACGUUAAUCCCGUUAAUCUUUGAUUAGUGGGAUAGAGCGAUGUCGCUAAAGUACCCGAGCAAGUCCUCGAUACUGAAUUCAAAAUAGAUGUUGGAAUCAGGGUAGCAGCGGUUAAUCAUACUCUCGAUAUACUUGUACUGCUUUAUGAAUUCGUCUUGCAUGGAAUGCCACACGAC